AUGUGUGCUAUUUAUGAGGAGAAUCUUGCACAAGGCGAAGAAUACAGUUUUAAGCAAUUUCCCCGUUUUUGCACAAACACAUUCAGCGAUGCGAGUCGUCGUCGGGUGAUGAGAGAAAGAAAAACUAGUAGUUGUGGAGCGCAAUUGCGAUUGUAUGCAAUUCGCAAUCGUAUGCAACUUCUCUGUUUCGUUGACGGAAAGUGUUCUCAGUCGCGUAAAAACACUGCACCGGAAUGCAAGAAAUAG
Molecule: messenger RNA, 246 nt
Organism: Clunio marinus
Lineage: Eukaryota; Metazoa; Arthropoda; Insecta; Diptera; Chironomidae
Source: the annotation of a GenBank genome assembly